GUGUAGCGUUUAUGUAUGUAAUUGCAAGUGUCCCAGUCCCAUUUUGCAAUUACAUUUAUAUGUGCACAUACAAACGUACAGAGGUGUUUUUUUUUUUUGUAUAUGCUUGUGUGUCGUCUGAUAAGACAGAUGUGCCACCCCGAAAAAAAAACACACUUACUAAAUAAUAUGCUGCAACAACAACAACCCCGUGUGUGUGUGUGCAAGUGUGUGCGUGUGUAGCCUUGAUGCAGCGCCCACGUUGAAAAAAAAGAAGAAUAUAUGCAGUUAAAAAAAAAAAUACGAUUUUCUGUAUUCUCCAAUUUGCGCGUGUGUGUGCGUGUGUGUUCCAUUGUUUGGCAGCGGUGUUUUUGUAUUUCCAUUUCAUUUAACCUAUUCUUCCAACGGGAAGAAUAUCGGGAACGAUAUUUCCAAUUUCCUGUCGCCAUCGCUCUUCGGCUCCUCUUCUUCUUCCUGCUCAUCGCAUUUAACCCAUUGCUGCCCGUUUCAAGUGAAUUUUCCUACGCGGCAUUUGUGUUAGGGUUGAUUUUUCACCACGUGGUGAGCGGAUAGACACGAGAUAAUCAUAGUAAAUCCAUCAAAAGGCCCAGGAAAUCGUGAGGAAGCGAACGAGAGAAGCUAUGACGGAUGCACAGAACAUCCACAUACAAAAUGGUGGCAGCUGCGGCGAGGUGGUUCAAUCCAACGGGGUGACCACCAACGGACACGGACACCACCACCACCACAGCAGCAGUGGGAGCAGCGGGAGCAGCAAGCAUAAAUCCUCCAGCAAGGACAAGCACCGUGAUAAGGACAGGGAGCACAAGAGCUCCGGAUCCUCCAGCUCGUCGAAGGAUCACAAGAGCAGCAGUCGCGACAAGGAUCGCCACAAAAGCAGCAGCAGCAGCAGCUCGUCGUCGAAGCAUCGGGACAAGGACAAGGACAAGGAGCAUCGCAGCAGCUCUUCGUCUAGCCACAGGGACAAGGAUGGGAGCAGCAGCAGUAGCAGCAGCAAGCACAAGUCCUCGUCGUCAUCAUCGUCCUCGUCCGGCCACCACAAGAGCUCCUCGAAGGACAAGGAGCGACGCGACAAGGACAAGGAUCGCAGCAGCAGCAGCAGCAGCAGCUCCUCCAGCCGGCACAAGUCAUCCUCAUCCUCGUCCAGUUCCCGUGAUAAGGAGCGCAGCAGCAGCAGCAGUCACAAGAGCUCCUCCUCAUCGUCAUCCUCGUCAUCGAAGAGCAAACAUUCCAGUUCGCGGCACAGCAGCUCGCAGUCCUCCUCCUCGAAGGAGCCGCCAUCGUACGAUGGAGUGUUUGUCAAGCCGGAGCCCGUUUCGCAGCCGCUGAUGCAGCAGCAGCAGGAGCACUCUGGCCCCAUCGAUCCCUUCCACAUGCAGCAGCUCAUCAAUUGCAAUGGCAAUGGCAAUGGCAACGACUACAAGAACGGCUACGAGGAAUCGAUUGUGGACAUCAAGAAGGAGGACGAGAGCUUCAACAAUCUAUCGCAGGCGAGCUCCUGCGACUACUCCAUGUCCCAGUUUCGAGCCGAUGAGCCGGCAUUCGAGGUGAAGCACGAGCAGAGCUACGCCGAGGAGGAUAGCACCAUGAACGACAAUGAUCAGGACGAGGAGGCUGAUAACGAACCCGAGGAAAUGGACAACGACAACGAGGAGGAGGACGACGAUGAGGAGGAUGUGCCGCUGGCCAUGCGUAAGCGCAAGCAGGAGGCACCCGAUCAGGCCGAUGGCGGCAUGGAUGACGACGACGACGACAUUCCGCUGCUGGCGCGCAAGAAGGUCAAGAAGGAGCCCAAGGAGAAGUCGAAGAAGAACAAGCGGGUCAAGGAGGAGCCCGACGACGAGUACGGCAGUGUUAAGCCCAAGAAGAAAAAGAUCAAAAAGGAACACGAAAUUAAGACCGAGGUCGUAUCAUCAUCGCCCACCAAACGUCAGAAGGUCAAGGAGGAGGAGGAGGAGGUGUGGAGAUGGUGGGAGGAGGAGAAGCGCGCAGAUGGCGUCAAGUGGACAACGCUGGAGCACAAGGGACCCGUUUUCGCACCGCCCUACGAGCGGGUGCCCCGCAAUGUGCGGUUCUACUACGACGGCAAGCCACUGGAACUCUCCGAGGAGACGGAGGAGGCGGCCACCUUCUAUGCGAAGAUGUUGAAUCAUGACUACUGCACCAAGGAUGUGUUCAACAACAACUUCUUCAAGGACUUCCGCAAGUCGAUGACGUCCAAGGAGAAGGAGAUCAUCAAGGAUUUCCGCAAGUGCAACUUCCAGGAGAUGUUCAACUUCUUCCAGGCGGAGUCCGAGAAGCGCAAGGCGGCCACCAAGGAGGAGAAGCUGAUCAAGAAGAACGAGAACGAGGCGCUGAUGAAGGAGUUUGGCUUCUGUAUGAUCGACGGCCACAAGGAGAAGAUUGGCAACUUUCGCCUGGAGCCUCCCGGCCUUUUCCGUGGCCGUGGCGAGCAUCCCAAAAUGGGCAUGAUCAAGCGUCGCAUUCAGUCCAGCGAUGUGUCCAUUAACUGCGGCAAGGACUCCAAGGUCCCCUCGCCCCCAUACGGAUCGCGGUGGAAGGAGGUGCGCCACGACAACACGGUCACCUGGCUGGCCUCCUGGAUCGAGAACGUGCAGGGCCAGGUCAAGUACAUCAUGCUGAAUCCCUCCUCGAAGCUCAAGGGCGAGAAGGAUCACAUUAAGUACGAGACGGCACGGCGACUGGACAAGGUGAUCGACAAGAUUCGGGCCACCUAUCGCGACGAAUGGAAGUCGAAGGAGAUGCGAGUGCGCCAGCGGGCGGUUGCCCUCUACUUUAUCGACAAGCUGGCGCUGAGAGCGGGCAACGAAAAGGACGAGGAUCAGGCGGACACCGUCGGCUGUUGCUCGCUGCGCGUCGAGCACGUCCAGCUGCACAAGGAGCUCAACGGCAAGGAGAACGUGGUGGUGUUCGACUUCCCCGGUAAGGAUUCCAUUCGCUACUACAACGAGGUCGAGGUGGAGAAGCGCGUCUUCAAGAACCUCGAGCUGUUUAUGGAGCACAAGAAGGAGGGCGACGAUCUCUUCGAUCGCCUCAACACUCAGGUGCUCAACGAGCAUCUCAAGGAGCUGAUGGAUGGACUCACGGCCAAGGUAUUCCGUACGUACAACGCUUCGAAAACACUGCAAAGCCAGCUGGAUCUGCUCACCGAUCCGGGUGCCACGGUACCGGAGAAGCUCUUGGCCUACAAUCGGGCCAAUCGCGCCGUGGCCAUCCUGUGUAACCAUCAGCGUUCCGUGCCCAAGGGCCACGAGAAGUCGAUGGAGAAUCUGAAGGAGAAGAUCAAGACCAAGCGGGAUGCCAUCGAUGAUUGCGAGGCUGAAUAUCAUGAUUUAAAGAAGGCCGCCAAACGGGGAUCCGUGAAGGAGAAGGUCAAUGCCGACAAGAAGGGCAAACAGCUGGAGCGCCUGAAGGAUCAGCUGAAGAAACUAGAAUUACAAGAGACUGAUAGAGACGAGAAUAAGACCAUUGCCCUGGGCACAUCUAAGCUAAACUAUCUCGAUCCACGCAUAUCGGUGGCUUGGUGUAAAAAGAACGGAGUGCCGAUCGAGAAGAUAUUUAACAAAACGCAAAGAACCAAAUUUCUGUGGGCCAUUCACAUGGCCGAUGAGCAUUAUCGUUUUUAAAUUGGGUUGUUAUCCUCACAGGCACGCCCACCCACACACACAGAUACGCCCCCCUCUCACACACACAAAGAAGCAUAGACAGCGCAGGUUGAAAGACUAGGAACCCGAAGACACUUUGCCCCGAAAAGUUUAUGCAAACAGUAGUGCAUAUGUUCAGCUUUUCGGUUUUCGGUAAAGGCAUUUCGGGAUGAUUAUACUGCUCCUCCCCCAGAAAAGAAAGGGACGGAUGUAUUCUAGGGAUAGGGAUCUGGAUCUGCGUCUGUUUUGUCUGCUUUGGAAAAACAAAAACGUUUGAUUGUUUCAAGUGCGCGCACUACGCUGAAGUCUAACUUGCGAAAUGUACACACCAAAAACAUGCCACACACGCGUUCACACUUCUAUAUUGAUAUAUAUAUAUGGAUAUAUAUAUUUUAAACACAAUAUAUAUAUAUAUAUAUUAUAUACGAGACAACAAUUUAAAUAAACACCAAGAGAAGAAGAGAAACCUGUGCAAGACGUCGCCGCCACCUAAAAACAAAAUAAGAGCAUAAUUUUCUAUGUUUUACCGUCUACAAAAGAAGCAACAAAUUUUUUCUUUUUUUUUUGUCGUCAAAACUCUGCUGACUUCUCUUAUAUAUUU
Drosophila takahashii is the source of this 4263-nucleotide messenger RNA. RefSeq names its product topoisomerase 1 (gene Top1). Lineage: Eukaryota; Metazoa; Arthropoda; Insecta; Diptera; Drosophilidae. Gene Ontology annotation, cellular component: nucleolus; chromosome. Gene Ontology annotation, molecular function: DNA binding; DNA topoisomerase type I (single strand cut, ATP-independent) activity. The record is from RefSeq and is a predicted model, not a curated record. Gene Ontology annotation, biological process: chromosome segregation; DNA topological change; DNA replication.